Molecule: messenger RNA, 3202 nt
Organism: Thlaspi arvense
Lineage: Eukaryota; Viridiplantae; Streptophyta; Magnoliopsida; Brassicales; Brassicaceae
Source: the annotation of a GenBank genome assembly
CUGAGACUACAAAUUUAAUAAUUUUCCAAAGUACUCAAUGAACAGAGUCUAUAAUAGAAAAAUAAUCUAAUAAUUUAGAUUUGAGACUACAAAUUUAAUAAGUUUUCAAAGUAAUACCCGAUGAUGAGAGAAGCUGAAGAGAAGACGCCGAAAACGAAGUUGACCAGACUACCUAACGAUCAAAUCGAUCGAAGAAGAGGAAGAAGAAGACAAAACCCCAAGGAAUAAAACUUCUGUAAUGGAGAUUUGAGGAAGAAGAAGAAGAAGAAGAGAUUGAACAUUGAGAUUGAAAGGAAAACUAUGGUGGAGGGUUGGCGAAAUGGGUUUCGCGAGGCGACGAAUUCGAAGCCUCUGUUCUUGACGAUCUACGCGACGGUGAUCAUCGGCGUUCUCGUCUCCUCCUUCUAUAUCUUCUCCGCCAUUUACUCUCCCACCAAUGGCUCCACCUCCUGGCUCUCUUCUCCUCCUCUCUCCACUGCUGGACGAAUUCACCAACUUCCACAAGAAAAUGCAACGUUUCAGUUAUCAGCUACACCACCACCACCACCACAUGCACUUCCACCACCAGCUCCGGAGGAAGCUCAAGGCGAACCAUUGGGUAAAAUUUGGGUGUCUCCUCCACGAGACAAGAAGAUGCCACCGCUCGAGUCCUUUAAACUGACGAAAGAGUUGUUUGGGGAAAGAGUGAAGGACAAUGUCAUAAUAGUCACCUUUGGGAACUAUGCUUUCAUGGAUUUCAUCUUGACUUGGGUUAAACACUUGACUGAUUUGGAUCUCUCCAAUAUUCUAGUUGGUGCGAUGGAUACAAAGUUAUUAGAGGCUCUGUACUGGAAAGGCGUACCGGUUUUUGACAUGGGAAGCCAUAUGAGUACAGUGGAUGUCGGGUGGGGUACACCGACGUUUCACAAAAUGGGAAGAGAAAAAGUUAUUCUCAUAGAUUCGGUCUUGCCUUUUGGUUACGAGCUUCUAAUGUGCGACACUGACAUGGUGUGGCUUAAGAACCCUAUGCCUUAUUUGGCUCGGUACCCUGAUGCUGAUGUUUUGACAUCAACCGAUCAAGUUGUGCCUACUGUCGUGGAUGACAGUUUGGAUAUAUGGCAACAAGUUGGUGCUGCUUACAACAUAGGAAUCUUCCAUUGGCGGCCGACAGAAUCUGCCAAAAAGUUGGCAAGAGAGUGGAAAGAUAUUCUCUUAGCGGAUGAUAAAGUUUGGGAUCAAAAUGGGUUCAAUGAGAUCGUUAGGAGACAGCUUGGUCCAUCUGUGGAUGGAGAUAGUGGACUUUUCUAUGCUUAUGAUGGAAACCUCAAGGUUGGGCUUUUGCCGGCUAGCAUAUUUUGCAGUGGCCAUACUUAUUUUGUUCAGGCUAUGUAUCAACAGCUCAGGCUAGAACCAUACGCCUUGCAUACAACAUUCCAGUAUGCAGGCACCGAAGGAAAACGCCACAGGCUUCGAGAGGGGAUGGUUUUCUAUGACCCACCAGAGUAUUACGAUGCACCAGGAGGUUUCAUUUCGUUCAAACCAUCUAUUCCAAAGAGCUUGUUACUAGACGGGAAGCAUACCAUUGCAUCGCACUUUAUCCUCAUUAACCACCAAAUGAAACAGAUCAGAUCAGCUCUAGCCAUUGCGUCUCUUCUUAAUCGUACACUGGUGAUGCCACCAAUAUGGUGCAGGUUAGAUAGACUUUGGUUUGGGCAUCCCGGUACUCUUGCGGGAUCCAUGACCAGGCAACCUUUCAUCUGCCCUCUUGAUCAUGUCUUUGAGAUCAAUAUCAUGGUGAAGGAGCUACCAGAGGAUGAGUUUGGCCCUGGGAUUGGUAUCAGAGAAUAUUCUUUUCUAGAUAACCCAUCAUUACCAAAACACGUGAAAGAGUCAUGGCUUGAUGUUCAGCUUUGUCAAGAAGGAAAAGAAGGAUGCGAGGCAUCGAAUAACACAAGCCCCUCUCGGGUUCUUAAGUUCCCAAAGCGGAGCAAUGAAGAUACGUUCAAGGCGAUAUUCUCUUCCUUCCACGAUGUCAAAGUGAUAAAGUUUUCCUCAGUUGAAGAUGCUUUCAUCGGAUUCUCUGACAUGGCAAGGGCGAGAAGAGAGAUUCAGAAGACGGGUAAAGAGAUAUGUGGGAAUAUGGUGUUGUGAGGAGAACAAGACUCCGGGACACAUUUACUACGAUAUGUACUGGGACGAGAAACCCGGUUGGAAACCGGUUCCUCCACAGACACCAGAAGAAGAUCAUCCUCCUCUCUGAUGCCCUGACCCGCAAGAGAAGAAGAGGGUUUACACACGAUUUCUUGGGUCACAAGGAGACUUAAGAGAGUUUUUUUUUGUUUUUCUUUCUUUCUUACGGUCUUUUACACUGUAAAACUGUCUCUUCCUCAUGUUUCUCUUACCACGUUAACGAUAGGAUCGGACCAAAAGAAAAAACGUUUUACUUUCAUGUAAUUUCUAAAAUUUAACAUUCAAAGUAUUUAUAUAAAGUGUCACUGAGAUGGGAAAAAUAUAUUUUUCAAAUUGGAUUAUAGAAACCAUUAGCUAAAUCAACCUUUGCUCAUCAUCGAUACAUAAAUUUCUGAGACAGAUGGGACCUGGUCGAAAGUGUCUAUAUAUGGACCGGUAAGAUCACCCAAAAAGAAAGAUAGAGAAGAAGACAAAAAAGGGUUCUUGGAUGAUUAAGCAAAAGAUACAGAAUGAUAAGCUAAAGCGUCUUAAGGACUACGCAAUGAGAGAAUCAAGCAGACUUGGGAAAAUGCUGAGACAGAAGUUUUGCAAUCUCCAGGAACCCAACCGUGUCUUGUCCAUUGAAUAUUGUCUUCAGUUUCGCAUCGCAUAGUAUCUGCUUCUUGUUUUCCGGAUUCUACAUGUUGUGAAGCUUGAUGUGUUCCCACACUUUCUUCACGGCGGUUGUACGAGCGACUUCGUUAGCGCCAAUGAACUUAGCGAGCGGCUGCGAAACGGGGAGCACCUUGAGUAUGCCUUUGCCUUCUCUACCGCUGCUAGCGCCGGGGGAAGAAGCAGCCUUCGUCAUCAAUACCCUGCAAGCUCCGAAAACCCUUGAAACUGUCGCCAUUUUCUUCUUCACACCGUUUUGAAUUUGGAAGGAGAGAGCUCUGUCCUAAAACCCUAGAUCAGUCGGAAUUUACACAAAGACUUUGAAAGCCGAGACAUUUCAGACUCUCUGCCACCUUGUGAUUGAUUAAUGGAGCUGUGGUUU